Molecule: messenger RNA, 1407 nt
Organism: Pseudomassariella vexata
Lineage: Eukaryota; Fungi; Ascomycota; Sordariomycetes; Amphisphaeriales; Pseudomassariaceae
Exons: 2
Coding region: 1-1407 (468 amino acids)
Source: RefSeq, a predicted model, not a curated record
AUGCUUGUCGCUCGAGAUCAGGAGAACCUGGUGGCUCACCACCAUAACGGUGUGGCUCUAAAGCAACAGCAGGCCAGAACCCCAGGAGCGCGAUAUCCCAAGACGCCCGCGAAAAUACCCCUCAAUGACGAGAAUGCCAACCACAUGGUUGGGGGUGCUAAGAGCAUCCUCGGUGGCCGGACAAAAGGAAAUGAGAAUGCCAUGACUUCAAAGGGCUUGAAAGGGGCGGAUAAGUCCAACUUUAUCACUCCAAUGGGACCUCGUACUCGAGCAGUCCUUGGAAACAAGACGACAAAUGCAAAGGCCCAGCGGCAGGGCCAGGGGACCCUUAAUGCCAAGAGCGCAAUCAAGGAGAUCGAGACGUCCAAAGUGGCGGGUCCCAGUACGGUUCGGCCAAAGCAAAAGGCACCACAAGCCGAGUUACAAAAGAAGUUGGAGGUCCACACCGAAGAGGCUGGCCCAUUGAGCGAGGAGGAAGUCGAGUACUGCCCGCCAAAACCGAAGGAUCUCCCUUACGAGUCUGACGUCUUUCCUGACGGUGCUUUGACUUUUGAAGCCCUGAAACCAGAGAAUCUUUUUCAGGGAUACUACCAACAUUACUUCAAUCCCGUUGAUGAAAAUGGUGUGUCACAAUCGGACAGAGAGCUAGAAGAGAAGAACAGAAAAGUGGCGGAGGAGUGUGACAGGAGAGUGCAGCAGGAUAUGGAUGAGUUCGACUGGUCCAUCGGAGAUAUACCAGCGUCUAAGGACUUCUUCAAGAAAAAGCAAAACAAGCUGCCAGCUCCUGUAGCUGACCCCAUCAAGGCGGCGAAUGUGUCGGGGUUGCCGGCUCCUCGUAAGCCGUUGGCUACCAUUGCAUCGAGAAACGCAGCCAGUGCCCUCUCGAUAAAUGACGGCACCAGGUCUAUUCAACGAAAAGCUCUCAAGACUGCGGCCCCCGACCCUGUCAAGAAGAAGACGACCUUUGGCAUAGCUGGUUUGAAGACUGCACGGCAUCCCACCCAGCAGCAUGCUAGCAUCCCCAGAAAGACAUCAAUGGAAAUCAGAGCCAUCGAGGCCAAUUCGCGCAGCACCAUCGGCCACAAUAAGGGGAGAGUCAUGGUUUCUGCUCUUUCCAAGGGCACAACUAGGCCAGUUAUAAAGCCAAGUCAGUUCAAAUCCAAGGUUGUCGGCUUGCCCCGUUCUGAGACCACCACCUCCAUUGAAUCGGACGCGACUAUUACUCCUGCUCGCUAUGCGCACCAGAGAGUGACUACUGCCACUGAAGAUGAGCAGUGGAAGGAGCGAGUUCCGUUCCUUUCCAUCUUCAAUCCUGAGGAUGACGAUGAGUUGGAUCUGGCAGGACCAGGGAUGCCCCCGGUUCUCGACGAAGACGAGGAAGAAUUCCAAAUGACGCUUCCAGAGUAG